AGGCCGGCUCACAAAAGUUGUAACAACAAUGGAAUGAAAUUAAAUGAAUGGAGUCAAGAGUGGCGAAGGGAUACGAACACUACUUUUAUUGACAUAAACAGGACAGACUGUAAUUACUGCAGUUCUCUUCUCUCUUUAAUUACUGAACCCAAAAAAUGUUCUGAAGUUCCACAAGAGGACGCUAGUAAUCCAUCCCCAUCGCAGGGCUCACACACACACACAUUCGCUCUGGCAAUUGUGUCAUCAGAACUGAUUGCCUUUUCGUUGUGGGAGGAAACCAGAGCACCCAGAAGAAACCCGCACAGACACGGGCAGAAGAACAGCUAUGUACAGCCCGAGCCGGAUUCAUAUCCACUCCAAAGAGCUCAGGUGCUCCGAGGUCAUCGCUACCCGCUGCGCCGCCGUGCCGUCUUGAUCAGAAACCAGGGAAUUUAUCGUUAAUGUUAAUUUGGUGAUCUGAUGCCACCUUAUGAUGUUAGGUCGUUCACUUUACAGCGAUUUAUCCGCUCCUACAUCGGGCCUACCGUAUGAGUUAAUUUCAGCUGAUGUUUGGGUGUUAACUCUCCCCCCGUUUUUGUCCCCCAACAAAAGACAGGUUGUGAAGCUGCUGAAUGUAGAGUAAGUACCCUGUUGAGGGUCACUAGAGCUCGAGUGCAGUUCAGGCUAGGAUCCUGCAGUCUGCUAGACAGCAUCUCGAAAUACCACGAAACAUGGUGCUCGAGGACCCAGCGCGGUCUCAGUUUUUAAACUGCGAGAUGAUGCCCACAGAGGGCCUUACGUGUCGGCCGCUGUUUCUUCUGCCACGGGCGCCGCAAAGAAAUGGGUGCGGCUCAUCGCUGUGCUGAAUCCGAGAAACGUGAGACCUCGUGCUCGGCAAGAUCCUGUGGUCUUUCAAUGCGAAAGGAUUGUGUGUCCAAACAAACACGCUUCAACCAGUCGGUGGUAUGGAAAGCAACCUGCAUCAUACCUUCUUGUGUGUGUCUGUACAGUCAUAGCAUAGUUUUUCUUCAGUCAUAGAAGAUAUCAUAGUCAUUGCAUCAUUUUUUGUCUUUGAGUUUGACAGUGUUCUGCCAUCUCUACUAUGAUUGCACCUGCUGAGCAAUCCAUCCUGGAGAAGACAUGUGCAGGAAUGUUCUGGUGGCCCUGUCCAGUGUACAAGUGGCGUCUCAUCUGUUCUGCUCGAGUGAAGGGGCAGCGUGUUGGCGCCAUGCCUCGGAUGUUCAGGUGUAGGUUUGGAUCCAGCUCGGCCUGUGUGCGGUUUGUCGUCUUCUCCCUUUGUCUCUCUGGGUUUCCUCCCACAGCCCAAAGGCGUCCUUCUCCGAGAAAAGGCAGUGAAGCACUCUUGAGUGGAGACACUUUCAACAAUGUGAUGAGUCCCGGAACCCGUGUUUACCCAUUCAGUUUGCAGAUUCCAGAGGGGAAUUUUCCCUCUUCCUUUAAAGGUGUACAUGGGUAUAUCACCUACACACUGGAGGCAAAAUUGAGCAGAUCGAUGAGGAUACCAAGUGGUGCAAAGGCUGAAUUCACCAUCUAUUCGAAGCCCUCCAUGAAUACUAACCAGUUGAUGGAACCGCUGUUUGGUGCCGUGCAGAAAAAGAUGAAAUUUUUCACUUCUGGAACUGUCUCCAUGAAUGUUACUGUGGACAAGGCAGGCUACGUCCAAGGCGAAAAGUUAAACAUCUCAGCAGAAGUUGAGAACAAUUCUUCUCGUACACUCAAGCCCAAGUUCUCUCUAGACCAAAAGCAGAGUUUUUUCGCUCAACGAUCAUCGGAAAUUGUAAGAAAGAGUAUUUUCAAAGAGAUUGGGGAACCCAUUCCCCCUUCAGCCCAAAAAAUUGUACAGAAGGAACUGAUAAUUCCACCGGACCUCCCUGCUUCCAUCCUGAACUGUUCUCUCCUUAAAGUGGAGUACAUUUUGAAGGUCUACCUGGAUGUUCCCUAUGCUAGAGACCCAGAAGUAGAGUUUCCACUGGUCAUUCUUCCUAACACUUAUGCAUUUGGUCCAGUGACUGCGUCCAAUGUGGCCAUAGGAUUUGAACCAUUUCAGGGGUGGCAUAGCCAACUAUCCCAUGUUGCACCUGGAUUAGGUCAACCCCAGAAUACUCCUGCAGCACAGCCUCCAGGGGCUGCUUUUGGAUUCUACCCCCCACCUCAAUAACUGAUUUAGGAGUAGGGUACUUUUUUCUGUUCCCUUAUUUCAAUGUAUUAUAGUUUAUUUGGAUUUCAUUUAAUUUCUUUACCUAAUAUGGUUUUCAUUUCAUCACUGGAAUUGCAUUUCAUUGGACUUCAUUGGCUGAUUUGGCAUUUAAUUUCUAUAAGCAUUAGGAACCAAAAGGCCAAAAAUGAAGGAAUGUUUUACGAUAAUCCAUAUUGUUGGUUUAAUGCUUUCUGGAUAGCCUCCAGACCACAGUAACUCUACAUUGGACUAUUAAUAACUAUACUGGUGCAUGAUAAUCAAUGUAUAGAUGAAUGGUAAUAUAACAUUAAAAGCUAGAGAAAAUAAUUAAAUAUUUUCAUGUAUGAAAAUAACUUAACAGUUUACUAUUUUAAUUAUGAAUUUUAAUUUGCUGUUAUUUUAUUCACACACACAAUGUCUACAACCUUUUGUCC
This is a messenger RNA of Scleropages formosus (Asian bonytongue), 2610 nucleotides long. RefSeq names its product arrestin domain-containing protein 3-like. The record is from RefSeq and is a predicted model, not a curated record. The coding region runs from base 1082 to 2158 and encodes 358 amino acids. The transcript is spliced from 8 exons. NCBI's taxonomy places the organism in Eukaryota, Metazoa, Chordata, Actinopteri, Osteoglossiformes, Osteoglossidae. Gene Ontology annotation, biological process: protein transport. Gene Ontology annotation, cellular component: plasma membrane; cytoplasm.